Molecule: messenger RNA, 417 nt
Organism: Osmia bicornis bicornis
Lineage: Eukaryota; Metazoa; Arthropoda; Insecta; Hymenoptera; Megachilidae
Exons: 1
Coding region: 1-417 (138 amino acids)
Source: RefSeq, a predicted model, not a curated record
AUGGAAAAAUGGCAGCAAAAUUGGGAAAAAUCGGACAAAGGAAGAUGGACAAACAGACUGAUUCCAGAAAUUAAGGAGUGGUGCGAUUGGGGGCCCAGAUUGUUAAAUUUCCACCUGACCCAGGUGCUGACGGGCCACGGGAGCUUCGGCACCUUUCUGAAAAAGAUAGGCCGCCAAAGGAAAGCCCAAUGCUGGUUUUGCCCAGAACGAGAGGACAGCCCUGAGCACUUCUUAUUUGAGUGUAGCAGAUGGAGAAGUGAAAGGGCACAGCUGUCCUCCCUACUACACACGGAGUUCAAUAAAGAAAACUUCGUAAAGUUCCUCAGAGAAGAGGCUACUAGAAGCCUGGUAACAGCAUACAUAACCAGGACACUAAAAGAAAAGGAGGAUUUCGAGAGGAAAAGACAGAGGGCAUAA